AUGGAUUCAAUAUGGCAAGUGAAACAACAAAAGGGAGAGAUCAUCUUACCAGUUAAUGCGGCCGGAACAAUUCGACAGACCAAGUUUAACAUCAUUGAUGGAGUGAUGAGAUACAAUGCAUUGCUUGGUAGGCCUUGGAUACAUGAUAUGAGGGUUGUACCGUCAACCUUGCACAUGAUCUUUGAAGGAGGAAGCUGGAGCGGUGAGCCAGAGAAAUUUGAAACUGGAAGGGAAGAUAUUGCUCUAGAAGAAGAUCUGUAUCAGCUUCCAAGAUUUUUUGUAGUUCCAGAUGAUUUGGAUGCUACGAAGUCAACCAUAGAAGAGCUCGAACAAGUGGUUUUACAUGACUUGUAUUCCAUCGGAUGUUACUACUCACAAAUUGAGUUUGGACCCAAGCUUUCCACCGGUGAAGCAAAAGUGGAGGCCUAUUUCAGAGGUCAAGAACUGGUUUGUGAAGGAAGAGGUAACGGUUCAAUCCGCGAGGUAGAAUAUCCUGAUUGGUUUGCAAAUGUGGUAGUAGUGCCUAAAAAGGGUAACAAGUUUAGAAUGUGCAUAGAUUUUAAAGAUUUGAAUAAAGCUUAUCCGAAGGAAUCUUUUCCUCUGCCUUACAUUGAUCUAAUGAUUGAUGCAACGAUAGGAGAUGAGAUGUUAAGUUUUCUCGAUGCUUACUCUGGGUAA
Molecule: messenger RNA, 678 nt
Organism: Lycium ferocissimum
Lineage: Eukaryota; Viridiplantae; Streptophyta; Magnoliopsida; Solanales; Solanaceae
Exons: 3
Coding region: 1-678 (225 amino acids)
Source: RefSeq, a predicted model, not a curated record